This is a messenger RNA of Microcebus murinus (gray mouse lemur), 2085 nucleotides long. NCBI's taxonomy places the organism in Eukaryota, Metazoa, Chordata, Mammalia, Primates, Cheirogaleidae. The record is from RefSeq and is a predicted model, not a curated record.
CUUCCUUUUGUUUUUCUCUGUCCUUAAGAUGUGUCAUUGGAAGCUGGUCAUCUCCUGGUUCUGCCUGGUUUUGCUGGCAUCUCCCCUCUCGGCCAUCUGGGAACUGGAGAAAGAUGUUUAUGUUGUAGAGUUGGAUUGGUACCCUGAUGCCCCCGGAGAAAGGGUGGUCCUCACCUGUGAUACCCCUGAAGAAGAAGGCAUCACCUGGACCUCAGACCAGAGCAAUGAGAUCUUAGGCUCUGGCAAAACCCUGACCGUGCAAGUCAUAGAGUUCAGAGAUGCUGGCCGCUACACCUGUCGCAAAGGAGGCGAGGUUCUGAGCCACUCGCUCCUGCUGCUUCACAAAAGGGAAGAUGGAGUUGGGUCCACUGAUAUUUUAAAGGACCAGAAAGAACCUAAAAAUAAGACCUUUCUAAAAUGCGAGGCCAAGAAUUAUUCUGGACGUUUCACCUGCUGGUGGCUGACGGCGAUCAGUACUGAUCUGAAAUUCAGUGUCAAAAGCAGCAGAGGCUCCUCUGAUGCCCAAGGGGUGACAUGUGGAACACCCACCCUCUCUGCAGAGAGGGACCGUGGGGAGCAUAAGAAGUUCUCGGUGGAGUGUCAGGAGGACAAUGCCUGCCCAGCCGCCGAGGAAAGCCUGCCCAUGGAGGUCGUGCUGGAUGCCAUUCACAGGCUCAAGUAUGAAAACUACACCAGCAGCUUCUUCAUCAGGGACAUCAUCAAACCCGACCCGCCCAAGAACCUGCAGCUGAAGCCGUUAGAGAAUCCCCGGCAUGUGGAGGUCAGCUGGGAGUACCCCGACUCCUGGAGUACUCCGCAUUCCUACUUCUCCCUGACGUUCAAUGUUCAGGUUCAGGGCAAGAACAAAAGAGAAAAGCAGAAAGAUACAAUCUCCACGGACAAGACCUCAGCCACGGUCAUCUGCCAAAAGCAUGCCAACGUCCGCGUGCAAGCCCGGGACCGCUACUAUAGCUCCUCUUGGAGCGAAUGGGCGUCUGUGCCCUGCAGUUAGGUUCCUGUCCCAGGAUGAAACCUUGGAGGAAAAGUAGAAGACAGUCAGCAAAGCUUUUUAAAGACACAAUGGAAAAGACCCAAAAAGAUAUUUUCCACUUGAUUUGCUUUUUAAAAAUAUUUUUUUAGGAUCGCCAUGAUGUCUUUGCCCUAUUUUUAUAGGUAGAUGCUAACUGCCCACAGAAACAACCAAGCUAAUCUACAUAUAGAUUUUCCAGCUAUCAAGUUGCCACUGACCUUAAUGCUAUUUAAAUAUUUACAUAAUUUAUAUAUUUAUUAAUUUAUUACUGUUAUUUAACAUUUGUGUGCCAGGAUGUAUUGAAUGUGUCAUACUCUCGUGGCCCGAUCCACAAGGAUCAAGGCCCCUGUUAUGCGAAAUGUGAAUUUAAGUGUUAUUUAUACUGCAAGCAAGGCUGCAAGUACAUCAGUUUUAUGACAACCACUAAGAACACAGUAUUUUGAUACCAGUGCCAUCAUAUAUUUGUGAAGGAUGGGAACACAAGGGACAUUUAAUUAGAGAUGUGAAGACACAGGCCUGUUGAGAGAAUCCUGGAGGAGGGGAUUCUAGUUCCCAUAUCCACGAAGAUGGCCUUGAAGUGUUGUUGACAAAGCAAUUCAGGGCCACCUGUACUUCUAAGCAAGUUUAGUCUGUGGAUGCGUGAAUUUUAAAAGGGCUACAAAUAAAAUGAUUGAAAUUAAAAUUCAGCUUCGGCUUCAAUGGCAAUCCCUGCCCCUACCUCUAUGUAAGACACAGGAGGGUGGCACAGAGACCUCAUAAAUGUCUGGAAGCUAAAAAGAUCUUAGGAUUCAAGAGGGAAGACAAGCGUAGUUAUGGCUGAGGAUAUGAAAUUGUCAGAGUUGCAGGAGGCUUCUUAACAGCCACAUGGGAAAGCAGACAGAUGCAGAGAAAACAAUCUAGAAUGGUUCCUCAUCAGCAUGAGGGAACCUGACAUGCAGCUAGGACCAGAAAGUGUACCUCUGCGUAGGCGCUACUUUUAAGUAAUGACUGUGCUGUCUGUAAAUACGUUUGUUUUCUGUUUAUUUUUCUAUAUUUUAUUUUUCUAUUUAUUUUUG